Messenger RNA from Saprolegnia diclina VS20, 528 nucleotides. RefSeq lists its product as hypothetical. Lineage: Eukaryota; Oomycota; Saprolegniomycetes; Saprolegniales; Saprolegniaceae. The transcript is spliced from 2 exons. Gene Ontology annotation, biological process: glutathione metabolic process. Gene Ontology annotation, molecular function: glutathione transferase activity. The record is from RefSeq and is a predicted model, not a curated record. Bases 1 to 528 code for a protein of 175 amino acids.
AUGACCUUUCCCACAUUGAAGCUCACGUACUUCGACAUGACUGGCCGCGCCGAGCUCGUGCGCCUGGCGCUGCACGCGGGUGGCAUCCCGUUCGAGGACGAGCGCCUCACGCGCGAACAGUUUGGCGCGGUCAAGCCGACGCUGCCGUUCAAGCAGGUGCCGACGCUCACGGUCGACGGCGUCGUCAUGGCCCAGUCGCAUGCGAUGGCGCGCUACGCCGGCCGCCUCUCGGGCCUCUACCCGACCGAAGCGCUCGAGGCGUUCCGUGUCGACGAGCUUCUCGCGGCCUCGGACGACACGCUCGCCAAGCUCAUGCCGUCGUUCCGCGAACAAGACCCGGCCAAGCGUCUCGCACUCCGCGAAGAAGCCGCUGCGGGUCCGCUUCCGGAGCACUUUGCGUGCAUCGAGGCGCGUCUGCCAUUGACGGGCACGUACUUUCUCGGCGAGAAGCUCUCGAUCGCGGACCUCGAGCUCUACGGCGCGCGCAAGAUGAUGGCACCGUGGGAAGUUGUCGGCGAGCGCUGUUAG